Molecule: messenger RNA, 912 nt
Organism: Stylonychia lemnae
Lineage: Eukaryota; Ciliophora; Spirotrichea; Sporadotrichida; Oxytrichidae
Source: the annotation of a GenBank genome assembly
AUGGACGUAAUUUCAGAGAAGUCAGUCUUCUACAAGAGCAACGUCUAGCUGUUCUUUUUCGAAUUUCUCGGGACAUUUCUUAUCACUAUUAUAAUAAACUUCAGUGGCUACAAUUGUAUCAUAGUCUGUGGCGGUUUAUUGAUGUGCAGUGUGGUAACUGGGCGUAGGACUGGUGCUCAUCUUAACUUUGGUGUGACUCUUGCUAUAUACCUCGUGGAUUGGCAUAAAAAUAAAAUCAAUAAAAAGGAUCUUUGCAAUUACUUUUUUUCUUCAAUAGCUGGUUGUCUUGCAGCAUACAUUUUCACCUACUUUAUGGAUCCUAAAAAAAUAGUAUGGAUAGUUCCUAUAAAAUUUGACAGUGAUCCUAUGUUUAUAUUUGCCUGCGAGACUUUCUUUACAACGCUAUUUUUGAUAGUGGUCCUUCAUAAUAGAGAUUAAUAGCUGUGCAUAAUCAAUGAUUAAGUUAUAGGUGCUUUAUCAACAAUGAUUUCCUUGUAUUUCUGUGUUCAAUGCAUCGGACCAAUCACAAGUGCAGCUCUUGGACCAACAUUACCAUUUGUCAAUAUAUUAUUCACUGGCUAUCUAUAUAAUACUGCAUUUUAUUUGAAGUUUCUGCCAGCUUAUAUAUCUAGUGGACUAUUGAGUUCUGCUUUAGCUGCUCUUUUUACCAGAUUCAGCAUUAAAUAUGCUUCUUAAAAAUCAUCCGAUGAAAUUUUAGGAGGAAAUGAAAAUUCAUCUUAUUAGACUGACUUAUUUGCUUUUGAAAAUAAUCAAGAUUAUUACAAAGAAAGGAUACCUUUCAGAUAAAUACACAGCUUAAAUUAUCUAUUGCCUUCCUAUGGAGCAUUAGAAGUCGAAAGAGAUUACGAGAAUAUAUCUAGUAAGCACGGUAAAUAUGUUCAAUUUUGCUGA